Chanos chanos (milkfish) is the source of this 615-nucleotide messenger RNA. Its product is annotated as RING finger protein 222. The record is from RefSeq and is a predicted model, not a curated record. Lineage: Eukaryota; Metazoa; Chordata; Actinopteri; Gonorynchiformes; Chanidae. Gene Ontology annotation, molecular function: ubiquitin protein ligase activity. The transcript has a single exon. Gene Ontology annotation, biological process: protein ubiquitination. Bases 1 to 615 code for a protein of 204 amino acids.
AUGUCUGGUUCUACUCAGUCUUCAGAGGAACUGUUGUGUGCUAAUGACUCUGCAGAGGUGGAAUGUCCCAUCUGUUAUCAGGAGUAUAACCAGGGCAGCAAAUGCCCACGAAUGCUAGAGUGUCUCCACGUCUUCUGCACCGAAUGCUUACGCAACAUUCAGCUUUCACCCCUCAACCUGCCGGACCCACAAACCCCCACCUGCAUUUCCUGCCCCCUCUGCCGACACCCCACCCACUUGGAGGAUGGCGACACCCACUCUUUGCCUUGUAACUCCCGGAUCCUCGCCCGCCUCCCUCCGCUGGCCUUCCGGAUGCCCGUGUCCGUGACGACGCGCCUGGCCACUGUCACCCAACGGGUGGUGCUGUCGCUGGAAGCGCGGGAUGCGCGUUUCAUCAUCUUGCCGACUGUGAGCCUGCGUGUGGAGCAGAUGGGUGAGAGAGAGAGUCUGCCCUCUCCCACCAGCUCAGGGGCCUUCCGAGGGGAGGUGGAGGUGCUGCACAGGCAUCGACGGACGCUGCUUUGUGUACAGCUGAUGGCAGUGCUGUUUUGGAUCUUGUUUGUGUUUACCUGUGUGAUGGGGGUAGUGUUUGGGCCUAGCUUCUUCCACAACUGA